Molecule: messenger RNA, 1031 nt
Organism: Oncorhynchus nerka (sockeye salmon)
Lineage: Eukaryota; Metazoa; Chordata; Actinopteri; Salmoniformes; Salmonidae
Product: acidic leucine-rich nuclear phosphoprotein 32 family member E-like
Exons: 7
Coding region: 101-862 (253 amino acids)
Biological process (GO): regulation of apoptotic process
Cellular component (GO): nucleus
Molecular function (GO): phosphatase inhibitor activity; histone binding
Source: RefSeq, a predicted model, not a curated record
UCAGCCAUAGACAGAAGAAGGUUGGAGUGACUGAACGCUUGAGUGGUCGGCUUUUUAUUUUCAUUUUUCCUUUGAUUUUGUGCUUUCGUUUGUCUUCAAAAUGGAGAUGGAGAAGAGGAUCAGUUUGGAGUUGAGGAACAAGACCCCAGCCGAGGUGGCUGAGCUGGUGGUGGACAACUGUCGGUCCAGUGAUGGAGAGGUGGAAGGGCUGUCAGAUGACUACAAGGAGCUGGAGUUCCUCAGCAUGGUCAACGUGGGGCUCACCUCCCUGGCUAAGCUGCCCUCCCUGCCAAAACUGCUCAAGCUGGAGAUCAGUGAUAACAUGAUCGUUGGAGGUCUGGACCAGCUGUCUGAGAAGUGUCCCAACCUGACAUAUCUCAACCUGAGCGGCAACAAGAUCAAGGAGCUCAGCACUGUGAAGCCUCUGAAAAACCUGAAGAACCUGAAGAGUCUGGACCUGUACAGCUGUGAGAUCACCACUCUGGAGGACUACAGGGAGAGUGUCUUUGAGCUGCUGCCCCAGGUCACCUUCCUGGACGGCUAUGACCACGAAGACAACGAGGUGCCAGACUCCGAGGCUGACGAUGAUGACAACGAGGGGCUAGACUCAGAGGCUGAUGAUGAUGACGAGCACACAGCCGGCCCCACCAGAGAUGGGGACGAGGAUGAUGAGGAUGAUGAGGGUUCCGAGGGCGAAGAGGUGGGACUGUCCUACCUGAUGAAGGAUGGCAUUCAGGAUGAGGAAGAUGAUGAUGACUAUGUUGAAGAGGAGGAGGAAGAGGAUGGAGUAGGAGUCCAGGGAGAGAAAAGGAAGAGGGAUGCAGAGGACGAGGGAGAUGACAGCGAUGGAGAUGACGACUAGCCCCUCCUGUAACAGAGCAUGGGAUCACAACUAGGCUAGAACAACAGGAACAGGAAAUAGUUUGUGAAUUAUUUUGUUUGUAUACCAUAGAUAUUACUGUAGAAUCUAAAUGUUUAAUUUGUUUUGUAAAUGUUCCAUACAAAAAGAAAAGCGGGUUGGAAUUAUAAAA